Molecule: messenger RNA, 1641 nt
Organism: Pyricularia pennisetigena
Lineage: Eukaryota; Fungi; Ascomycota; Sordariomycetes; Magnaporthales; Pyriculariaceae
Exons: 1
Coding region: 1-1641 (546 amino acids)
Biological process (GO): carbohydrate transport; transmembrane transport
Cellular component (GO): membrane
Molecular function (GO): carbohydrate:proton symporter activity
Source: RefSeq, a predicted model, not a curated record
AUGUCCGAGCGGCCAGACGAAAAGAUGGGAGCGCCCAAGCCCGGCGAGCCUCUCGGGGCCAGCGAGAUCGAAAAUGCCGCCAGCGGAGAGUACGACAUCAAGGAUCUGGCCAUGGCCAAGCAGGCUGCCGAAGAGGAGCACAAUAUUGGUUUCAGGGAGGCCAUGCGUCGGUACCCACAAGCCGCCAUGUGGUCCGUCCUGGUGUCGGCGUCCAUCAUCAUGGAGGGCUACGACAUUGUGCUCAUCUCGUCCUUCUUCGCCCAGCCGUCGUUUCGAAGACACUACGGUGAGUAUCUGGCGAGGACCGACACGUUCGAGAUCACUGCGUCGUGGCAAAACGGGCUCAGCAACGCGGUGAGCGUCGGCACCAUCAUCGGCGCCUUUGCGAACGGCUACUUCACCCACCUGUUUGGCUACCGCAAGGUCCUCCUGGCUUCUCUGCUGUCCAUCUGCGCCUUUAUUUUCAUUUCGUUUUUCUCGCCCAACCUGCCCGUCUUGCUCGUAGGGCAGUUCCUCUGCGGUAUCCCGUGGGGGGUGUUCGCGACGACGGCCCCCGCGUACGCAUCCGAGGUGUGUCCCAUGGCGCUGCGGGGGUACCUCACCGUGUUUGUCAACCUCUGCUGGGCCCUCGGCCAGCUGAUCUCGGCCGGGGUGCAGGCUGGCUUCGCCGAAAACAACACGCAGUGGUCCUACCGGAUCCCGUUCGCCAUCCAGUGGGCCUGGCCCGUGCCUCUGUUUGUUGUGAUUUGGUUCGCGCCGGAGUCGCCCUGGCACUACGUCAGGCUCGGCGACUACAAGCAGGCUGAAAACUCGGUGGUUCGGCUGGGGUCGGCAUCGAGCGGCACUCGUGCCAAGGAGCGGGUCGCCAUGAUGAUUCACACCAAUGAGAUAGAAACCGAGAUGGACGAGGGCACGUCGUACCUCGAUUGUUUCCGCGGCGUCGAUCUACGCAGGACCGAGAUUGCCUGCCUGGCCUUUGCCGCGCAGCCCUUUUGCGGGUCGGCGAUGGGCGGCACCCCGACGUACUUUUUUGUCCAGGCCGGGUUGCCGAACUCGAUUUCGUUCCAGAUGGCCGUCGGCGGGCUGGGCAUCGCAUCCGUCGGGACCAUCCUCUCCUGGUUCCUCCUCCACCGCUUUGGCCGCCGCGCUCUGUACAUGUGGGGCCUCGGCGUCUUGGCCAUCAUACUCGUGUCGGUGGGGUCCGUCAGCGCUGGGGCGCCCGAGUCCGAGUCGGCAAACUACGCGCAGGCCGGGUUGAUGCUGGGCUGGCUUGGGGUCUACUACCUCACCGUCGGACCGAUCUGCUACGCCAUCAUUUCCGAGGUGUCGUCAACCCGGCUGCGGAACAAGAGCGUGUGCCUGAGCCGCAUCGCAUACUACGUGGCGCAGAUCAUCUGCAACGUCAUCAACCCGUACAUGCUUAAUCCUACGGCCGGGGACUGGAGGGGCAAAACGGGCUUCUUCUGGGGAGGUUGCGCCUUUGCCUUUUUUGUGUGGACGUACUUUCGGCUGCCAGAGACCAAGGGCAAGACGUUUGAGGAGUUGGAUAUACUUUUUGCUAGGGGAGUCCCGGCGUCCAAGUUUGCGUCGUACAGAGUGGAUGCCUAUGCUGAUGGACACCAAGUUUUGAAGGAGGGUUGA